This is a messenger RNA of Hypomesus transpacificus, 1386 nucleotides long. RefSeq names its product 60S ribosomal protein L3-like. Bases 105 to 1328 code for a protein of 407 amino acids. Gene Ontology annotation, cellular component: ribosome; cytosolic large ribosomal subunit. The record is from RefSeq and is a predicted model, not a curated record. Gene Ontology annotation, molecular function: structural constituent of ribosome; RNA binding. The transcript is spliced from 10 exons. Gene Ontology annotation, biological process: translation; ribosomal large subunit assembly. NCBI's taxonomy places the organism in Eukaryota, Metazoa, Chordata, Actinopteri, Osmeriformes, Osmeridae.
ACCAAAUUAGAGCCCCCUAAACUGAGUAUCAUCUUAAGCAUAACCCUUACAUCAGCACUUGUUCCUGUCUCUUUCUGUCCCUCGCCUGGACGGCACACACAGACAUGUCUCAUCGUAAAUUCCACGCUCCGCGCCAUGGGCACAUGGGCUUCCUGCCCCACAAGCGCAGCAAGAAGCACAGAGGGAAGCCCCGCACAUGGCCCAAGGAUGACCCCAACCUGCCCGUCCACCUCACCGCCUUCCUUGGGUACAAGGCUGGCAUGACCCACAUCCUCAGGGAGAUGCAUCGCACUGGGCUAAAACAGUCCAAGAGAGAGGUGGUAGAGGCGGUCACCAUCAUUGAGACUCCGCCCAUCAUUGUAGUGGGCAUUGUGGGUUACAUCCAAACCAUCCGUGGUCCGCGCGCCUUCAAAACCAUCUUCGCUGAGCACAUGAGUGACGAGUGCAAGCGCAGAUACUACAAAAACUGGUUCAAGAGCAAGAAAAAGGCUUUCACCAAGUACAGCAAGAAGUGGCAAGACGAGACAGGGAAGAAGCAGCUGGAGAAGGACUUUGCUGCGAUGAAGAAAUACUGCUCAGCCAUCAGGGUCCUUGUGCACUCUCAGGUGCGCCUGCUGCCCAUCAAGCAGAAGAAGGCUCACGUCAUGGAGGUGCAGCUGAACGGAGGCACCGUCUCAGACAAGGUGGACUGGGCGAGGGAGCGCCUGGAGCAGGCCGUCCCUGUCGCCUCCGUGUUCUACCAGGACGAGAUGAUCGACGUCAUCGGGGUCACCAAAGGUCACGGCAUGAAAGGAGUGACCAGCCGCUGGCACGUCAAGAAGCUGCAAAGGAAGACCCAUAAAGGCCUGCGCAAGGUGGCGUGUAUUGGAGCCUGGCACCCUGCCCGUGUAGCCUACACCAUUGCCCGCGCCGGCCAGAAGGGCUACAACCAUCGCACUGAGCUCAACAAGAAGAUCUAUCGCAUUGGAAAAGGGUUCCACGUCCAGGAUGGGAAAGUGAUCCACAACAACGCCUCCACCAUCUUUGACACCAGCCAGAAGAGUAUCAACCCCUUGGGAGGCUUCCCUCAUUAUGGAGAAGUGAAAAACGACUUCUUGAUGAUGAAGGGCUGUGUUGUGGGACCCCAGAAACGUGUCCUUACGCUGAGAAAGUCAAUGCUGGUACACACAUCUCGCAAGUCUAAGGAGACCAUUGAGCUCAAGUUCAUUGACACAACUUCCAAGUUUGGUCACGGUUGCUUCCAGACUGCCCAGGAGAAGAGGGCCUUCAUGGGUCCCUUGAAGAAGGACCUGAUGAAGAUACCAGAACCAGUGUCGGAGGAGUCCUAGAUAGGUUGAUUUCUACCACUGAAAACACGUACAAAAACAUUAAAACAGUCUUACAACA